AUGCUGUGCUUUCUGUUUUUUCCUUCUGUCGUUAUUUUAUAUAUUUCUCUGUUCAUUAUUUCUCCUCACCUACGCCAUUUUCUACUUCCUUCCUCUAUCAUUAGCUUCUACAUCCAUUUCCUAUUAUUUUCAUCUCUCAUUCCUUCAUUCAUUUACUCAUUCCUUUCUUUUUUUUCUUUCUUUAACUCUUUUUUCAUUCAUUUAUUUAUUCUCAUUUUUCUUUCUGUUUUCUUACCUUUUUAUUUCAUUACUUUUUCUUUUUUCCUUUUCCUGUUUUUUCCUUCACAUUUGAGAUUCUCUGAUUUCUUUGUUCUUUCUAUCUUUUCGUCUUUACUUCUUUCUGCUUUCUUUCUUUGUUUUUUUUUAAAUCUUCGUUUCUUUCUUUAUUGCACUUUCUAUCUCUUCUUUGAUCUACAUGCUUUCUUUUCAUUUUUUUUAUUUCUCUUUAUUUUGUUAUAUUUUUUUCUUUUUUCUGUUUCAUUUUUUAUUUUCUCACUUUUCUUUCUCUUUUUGCUAUCAUCAUUUAUGCCCUCCCUCUUUCUCUUCUUUAUAUUUUCGCUCAAUAUAUAUAGUUUUGUAAAUCAUUUGUUUACGCCUUUUGUCCUCACUCGUUUCAUUCUUUAUUUCUUUUUUUAUCUUACAUAUUAG
Messenger RNA from Acanthosepion pharaonis, 648 nucleotides. NCBI's taxonomy places the organism in Eukaryota, Metazoa, Mollusca, Cephalopoda, Sepiida, Sepiidae. The record is from the annotation of a GenBank genome assembly.